Alternaria alternata is the source of this 1628-nucleotide messenger RNA. RefSeq names its product MFS general substrate transporter. Gene Ontology annotation, biological process: transmembrane transport. Gene Ontology annotation, cellular component: fungal-type vacuole membrane. Bases 252 to 1628 code for a protein of 458 amino acids. The record is from RefSeq and is a predicted model, not a curated record. Gene Ontology annotation, molecular function: transmembrane transporter activity. The transcript has 3 exons. NCBI's taxonomy places the organism in Eukaryota, Fungi, Ascomycota, Dothideomycetes, Pleosporales, Pleosporaceae.
UAGAUAACAACUGAGUUCUACGGAAACGCUUCAUAUCUAUGAUAAGGUUGCCGAGCUGUGAGGUCGUUCCAGUCUUCUUGUGGUCGGCAGCACGAUCUACCACCUACAGUAACCUCGGCUACUCAGAUCGCGCGGCACAUACAGGAAGGUCUACCUGUACCACGACAAGGUCAUCUUAUAUAAUCUCUCAACCGUAUUACGAGUAACCUUCACAGCAGUUUGGAAGACUGGCAGGCAAUAACAACAUUAUUAUGAACGUUAACACCCGACACGACAUUAUAGAACUCGUAGAUCCGCCUGAUGUCCGGAACGCUGCUGACCCUCAUGAGGGCACGGAACAACAUUUUGUUCAAACCCCUUCGCCCUGUGAUGGUGGAACUGCAGCAUGGAGGAUCCUGAUCUCUGCCUUUAUAUUCGAGGCUCUGCUCUGGGGAUUCCCCCUCUCCUUCGGAGUCUUCCAAAACUAUUAUAGUCGACUCCCUCAAUUCGCUUCGAAUCCCUACAUUUCCAUCAUCGGUACCUCGGCGUCUGGUCUAUCGUACAUCGGCGCCCCAGUCAUGAUUCCUUUGAUCAAGCGAUACCCAAGAUAUCGCAAACACAUGAUCUACACCGGCUGGCCACUAACCCUCCUCUCACUCCUUGCAUCGUCCUACGCUUCCACCCUUCCCCUCCUGAUCCUAACCCAAGGAUUAUUCUACGGUCUAGGCUUCACCCUCUUCUACUAUCCAAUCCUGAGCAUGGUAAAUGAUUUCUGGAUACAGCGCCGUGGUUUCGCGUAUGGCAUUCUAUGCUCCGCGUCUGGGCUCUCAGGUUGCAUCAUCCCUUUCGCCAUGGAGGCCGCGUUGAAUAGAUGGGGGUAUCGCAUUACGCUACGAGCGGCUGCGGGCGGGUUGGCGGUGGUGACGGGGCCGCUGUUGUUGUUUCUGAGGGGGAGAAUGGAAAGUGAACGGAGCAUGAGUUCGACUCAGCCUAGGACGGACUGGAGGUUCUUGAACGCGGGACAGUUUUGGAUUUAUUCGCUCUCGAAUCUUGUGCAAGGUUUAGGAUACUUUUUUCCGGGGUUAUACCUGCCUUCAUAUGCGAACUCGAUUGGACUCUCGUCGCGCCAGGGGGCGCUGCUGCUGGCUAUUAUGGGUACUGCGCAAGUUGCUGGGCAGAUGAGUUUUGGGUACCUCUCGGACAAGAAAGUGUCUCUCAACCUACUUAUUACGGUUUCGACAGCAAUGUCGAGUAUUGCUGUAUUGGCGUGCUGGGGUAUGGCAAGGCAGUACGCGGUUUUAAUUGUCUUUUCGAUUGUGUAUGGGUUUUUUGGGGCAGGGUAUACGGCUAUGUGGGCGAGGAUGGGAACAGCGGUGAGCAGUGACCCUACCGCUGCUUUUGCAGCGUUUGGGCUCCUCAAUCUAGGAAAAGGGGUCGGAAAUGUGGUUGCGGGGCCUGUUGGGGGUUCCUUACUCGGAAGUGCCGUGGACAGUACCAAGUUCGGGGUCGGUAAGUUUGAGGGGGUAGUAUUGUUUGCCGGAGGUUGUAUGGUCGUCAGUGGGUUGACGCUGGGGCUUGGGUACAUGAAGAGAAUACCACACGUGUGUAAGCUAUUGAUGGAGAUUUGGAGCAAGAGGCGGGAUUUCUAA